Molecule: messenger RNA, 2416 nt
Organism: Cydia splendana
Lineage: Eukaryota; Metazoa; Arthropoda; Insecta; Lepidoptera; Tortricidae
Product: aldo-keto reductase family 1 member A1
Exons: 7
Coding region: 89-1063 (324 amino acids)
Molecular function (GO): oxidoreductase activity
Source: RefSeq, a predicted model, not a curated record
CUCCCACCAUUGUGGAUCGGUUCACUGGUCGCAGUAGACCUAUAACUACGGUUCAAACCAGUACACAGUAAACUUGUGGAACGUAGACAUGGCCCUCCCGGAAUACUUUGAGUUGAGCAAUGGUGAUCGCAUGCCGAGGAUCGGCUUUGGAACAUGGCAGGCCUCCGACGAAGUAUUAGAAAAAGCCGUAGAUGCAGCCCUAGAAGCAGGGUACCGCCACUUCGACUCGGCGCGCGCUUACGAAAACGAAGCGGCCCUGGGACGUUCCUUGCGUCGGUGGAUCGGAGACAACCCUGCCAGGAGAAAGGAGCUGUUCGUUGUCACCAAGUUGCCUCCUGGAGGUAAUCGGCCCGAGCUAGUACCCGAAUACUUCAACGCAUCAUUAAGAGACCUGGGGCUGGAAUACCUGGACCUGUACCUGAUGCACACGCCGUUCGCGUUCGAACACGUACCGGGAGACCUGCACCCAAAGAACCCUGACGGCUCCAUAAAGGUGGACCUCACAACUGAUCUCAUCGCUGUUUGGAAGAGCUUGUUGAAACUGAAGGAGUCCGGCGCAGUUCGACACGUUGGAGUCUCCAAUCUGAACGCGGAGCAGCUCGCUAGGAUCUGUGCUGUGGAGAAACCGGCUUGCCUGCAGGUGGAAGUACACCUGCUGUGCCAGCAGCCGGCGCUGCUAGCCGCAGCCAAGAGGCUCGGCGUGCCCGUGGUCGCGUAUUCGCCGCUCGGCUCCAAGGGCCUCGCCGACAUGCUAGCUGAAAAGACUGGGCGCUCAUACCCCGACCUGCUGACGCUGGGGCCAGUGACCCGCGCGGCGGCGGCGCACGGGCGCACUCCCGCGCAGAUAUUGCUCCGUCACGCGCUGCAGCGCGGCAUCGCCGCCAUCCCGAAGAGCACCAACCCGCAGCGGAUCAAACAGAAUAUAUCGGUGUGGGACUUUGAGCUGAGCGCUGCAGAGAUGGCCGAACUGAACGCGUUGGACCGCGGGGAGGCGGGGCGCAUCUGCGACUUCAGCUUCUUUGCCGGCAUCGAAAAACAUCCCGAGUUCCCCUUCAAGAAGUAGCCUUACCGUUGUGAACCAUAAUACUAAGGUGAUAGGGUUACUUUUACUUCGACCUGAACACAUCGGAGAUGGCGAAACUUAAGAGGAAAGGGGAUGACUGCUUCUCCAUACAAACGUAGUCCUCAUUUUCCUCUCUGAAUAUUGACAUAAUGGAAAAUAUUUUUGCACAAUUUGAUGUAUAUUAACCAUAACUAUGUCCCUACCUUUGACUUUUUUCGAUAUAUUGAUUUUUGUAUAAAUUAGGAGCGAAAUUUUAAACAGAUUUCAUACAAAUUGUUAAUAGCUCCUACCUUUAAUAAUAAUAUAAAAACUUGAAAAAAAAAUAAACGUAGAGGCAUAGCUGUGGUUGAUAUACAACCAAUUGUGUCAAAAUAUUUUCAAUAAUGUUAAUAUCCAGAGGAAAAUGAGGACUAUUACGUUGGUAUAAAAAGGCGAUUUCCCGCGGGUCCUUCACUAUCGUAUUAACGCCGCGAGCAGGCGGAACGUAUUUGUUCCAAGUUCCUUGUUGGCUCCAAGAUCAUCUUCAGACCAUCGAGAAACACCUUAAAAUAUCACUUUACUACGAGCUGAGCGCUGAAGAGAUUGCCGAGUUUAUACGCUAGUCCGCAGCGUUAAGAAUUUCUCCAAGUUCCGCUUCAAAAAUUACCCUUGCCGUAAUAGCCCGUAAAUACUGACCAAUAAGGUUACCAUUCCCGAUUUCGCUAAUAUGCUAUACAUUCAGGGCUAUAACCGCGAAAAUCGAAGUUCGCAAAUUGCGAGCAUUUUUCUCUGUCACUCUAUAAUUACGCCUUCAUUGGUGUAAAAGAGAAAGAUCCCCACAAUUUGCGAAUUUCAGUUUUCGCGGUAGCCCCUCUGAUGCCAGACAAGAUGAACGAAUUUCGAGCAGCGUCAAGUAAUAAUUCGAGUUCUUCAAAAGCCUCAUGUGGUCUACAAAUUUAUUGUCGCGUUCUGUUUACUGAUAGCGAAGCGUCUAUGAGAACAAUCGCUUUCUUAUUCUCAUCCGCUGCUCUAUCGCUUGUAGACGCUAGACGCAAAUUGUAACGUUUAUAGACCGUCUUUUCAAUGAGUAAAGAGCGCAGGUCGAUUUUGACGCGUGAAAAAUUGUUUGUUAUACUUAAGUAGGUAUUUGAAUGUUGACUCUUAUUCAAACGUGAUAGAAAAAUUACCCAUUACCUAUAAGAAAUAGGAAAUUAUUGCCUGUUGAAUUAUAACAUAUUUAGUUUAUUAGGUACAAAACUACAAUGUUACCUACGAACAAAUAAAAAUAAUAAUACCUAAGGUAGAAAGAGGAGUAAAAAUAUUGUUGAAGACGCAUGUUUAUAGUUUAUAAAUAAUGUUUUUGACCCUAAUAAA